AUGCCCCGCACGCUCGCCCUCGACGAGGUUGCCAAGCACAACUCCCGGAGUUCGUGCUGGGUCAUAAUCAAGGACAAGGUGUACGACGUCACGGAGUUCUUAGCGGACCACCCAGGAGGGGCAAAGAUCAUCCUCAAGUAUGCGGGGAAGGACGCGACGUCGGCAUAUGAGCCAAUACAUCCCCCGGACGCUCUCGAUAAGAACCUCCCCGCUGAGAAGCACCUCGGCGUGCUGGACAACGCCUCCGCGAGCGCCGUUCAGGAAGCCGCCCAGAAUCGGCCGAAGACCAAGGACGAACUACGGGUGGAAGCCGCGCAGGCUGCAAAGCCGGCCCUCAGCAGAAUGUUGAGCUUACGGGACAUUGAGGACGUCGCGCGGCAGGUGCUCUCGUACAAGGCGUUCGCAUACUAUUCAUCUGCCGCAGACGACGAGCUGACACACCAGGAGAACAUCCGCGCCUUCUCCCGCUUCUUCUUCCAUCCUCGUGUGAUGAGGCCCGUGGCCCAAUGUGACCCAUCAACAACCAUACUGGGCUUCAAGUCCUCAAUACCGGUCUUCGCGAGCGGUGCUGCACUCGCGCGGCUGGGGCACCCACUGGGUGAAGCCAACAUCACGCGUGGGUGCGCGCGCACCGGGAUCAUCCAGAUGGUGUCUUCAAAUGCCUCGCUUUCCUUCGCACAGAUCGCCGAGGCGCGCGUGAGCCCCGACCAACCCCUGUUCUUCCAGCUGUACAAACACCGGGACGACAAGAUCGCGGAGCAGCGGGUGCGCGAGGUCAUCUCGCUGGGCUACAGCGCGAUAUUCCUGACCGUCGACGCCAUCUGCGCGGGCAACCGUGAGCGCGACAUCCGCGCGCCCUUUGAGCUCGAGCAGCAGGAGCGCGAGGCGAAUAAGGCGGACCAACCCACAGACGCCCCGGGGAAGCCGGAGCAGGAGGACGGGGAGAACGUCAACCUGCUGGGCACGGCUGGCGCCUUAAUCGCCAAUGACGACCUGGACAUGACUUGGGAGAAGACCAUUCCGUGGCUGAGGUCUAUCACGAAGCUUCCUAUAGUCGUCAAGGGCGUCCAGUGUGUGCAGGACGCCGUGCUUGCUGCGGAGGCGGGCGUCGACGGCAUACUACUUUCAAAUCAUGGCGGCCGGCAGCUCGAGUUCGCCCUCCCUUCCAUCGAGGUGCUGUACCGAAUCCGGAAGCAACGGCCAGACGUGUUCGACAAGCUCGAGGUCUACAUUGAUGGUGGUGCACGGAGAGGAACUGAUGUCUUGAAGGCGCUCUGCCUUGGAGCCAAAGCUGUCGGGAUGGGUCGACCGUUCCUCUACGCUCAGAGUGCGUACGGCGAAGACGGCGUCAUCAGAACCGUCGACAUCCUCAAGCGCGAGAUCGUCACCGGCAUGCGCCUCCUCGGCGUGCAGAACGUCAACCAAUUGGCCCCCGAGAUGGUCGAGAACGUCAACUGGCAACCGCUGGUCGCGAGACUGUAGUCGAUCUAGGCACCAUGUAUGGUUUCUUGGUUACAGGCCCGCCACAGGGCCACACAUGCUUUAUAGACACAACAUCCUUCCGUGUGCAGACCCGAACAACCAGCAUGAGUUGCGUACGUCGUGGAAAUUCGUUACGGCACGCCGAGAGUGAUCACAACGACAGCUAAGAUAGCUUAGACGGUACUAGUACAAUAUGAA
Trametes versicolor FP-101664 SS1 is the source of this 1680-nucleotide messenger RNA. RefSeq lists its product as uncharacterized. Gene Ontology annotation, biological process: lactate metabolic process. The transcript has 12 exons. Gene Ontology annotation, molecular function: L-lactate dehydrogenase (cytochrome) activity; heme binding. NCBI's taxonomy places the organism in Eukaryota, Fungi, Basidiomycota, Agaricomycetes, Polyporales, Polyporaceae. The record is from RefSeq and is a predicted model, not a curated record. The coding region runs from base 1 to 1482 and encodes 493 amino acids.